This is a messenger RNA of Rubroshorea leprosula, 3495 nucleotides long. NCBI's taxonomy places the organism in Eukaryota, Viridiplantae, Streptophyta, Magnoliopsida, Malvales, Dipterocarpaceae. The record is from the annotation of a GenBank genome assembly.
AUGUGGUUUCCUUGGUUGCAUGCAAAUUCACAACAUGAUGAGCUUGAAGUUUUACUCAAAAGGGUGAUGAAUAUUGUCUUCAAAUUCAUCAUCCCGGAUAGUUGGAACCCAAGAUUCUUGGAUUAGGAUUAGGAUUAGCUAAUCAUGUUGUCUAAUUGAUAAUUUCUUUCUCUCUUCUUCUUCUUUCUCUUGUAUGAUCAUUUACAGUGACUUGGUUACCUGCAAAGCAUGCUGUAAAGGAAGAUGGAUAUUUUCUUCUAAUUUAUUGUCAGAAAUCUAGAUUAUUGGAUUGGGAUUAGCUUAGGAGACUAGUAUUUUCUGUGUCUUGCAAUAUAUUUUGAAAAUUGAUUAGUUUAAAAGGAAGUUGAAUUUUUGGUACUUGCCAUAACUUGUGCAAGGUUCAUCAAAGAUGUUGCUAAUUGAGUAUCCUAUAAAAGCAGGAAAAAGCUGGAGAAAAAUGUCUUCAGCAAUGAGAGGUUUACUCAUAUAUAACCAGGAGCUGUUCAAGGGGGGGAAUUACCUUGAUCAUUCUCAUCUUCUUAGUGAAAAUCGAUCAUUCCUUCCUGUGAGGCGGCGAAGCCACCUUGGUAUUACCUGUUGUUUCCAGGAUUCACCUGCCACUAAAAUGGGGUUCUCAUUUUCAAAACAGAAGAGGGAUGAGACAUUGUCUCGCGGUCAAACCCAUGCACAGGCAAUCCUCACCCCAGCAUCAGAUACAACAGCUGUUACAAAGAAGCGUGUGUUUACUUUCGGGAAAGGAAUGAGUGAAGGCGACAAGAGCAUGAAGUCCCUGUUGGGAGGGAAGGGAGCAAAUCUGGCAGAGAUGUCAAGCAUUGGGUUAUCAGUGCCACCAGGACUUACCAUAUCAACAGAGGCAUGCCAAGAAUAUCAGCAGAAUGGAAAGAAACUACCAGAAGGCCUGUGGGAGGACAUAUUGGAAGGGUUGAAGAGUGUGGAGAAGGAAAUGGGAGCAACCCUUGAUGAUCCUUCCAAGCCACUCCUCCUAUCUGUUCGCUCUGGUGCUGCAAUCUCAAUGCCAGGCAUGAUGGAUACUGUCCUUAACCUUGGACUAAAUGAUACAGUGGUUUCUGGUUUGGCUGCAAAAAGUGGCGAGCGUUUUGCUUAUGACUCUUAUCGUCGUUUUCUAGAUAUGUUUGGAGAUGUUGUAAUGGACAUUCCACAUUCAUUGUUUGAGGAGAAGUUAGAAAAGAUGAAGGAAUCCAAAGGAGUUGAACUUGAUACUGAUCUCACAGCAGCUGAUCUUAAGGAGCUGGUAGAACAAUACAAGAAAGUCUAUCUAGAAGCAAAGGGUGAAGAGUUUCCUUCAGAUCCAAAGAAACAAUUACAGUUAGCUGUUAAGGCAGUUUUUGAUUCUUGGGACAGCCCUAGGGCCAUUAAGUAUCGAAGUAUCAAUCAAAUUACUGGACUAAAGGGAACAGCAGUGAACAUUCAGACAAUGGUAUUUGGAAACAUGGGAAAUACUUCAGGGACAGGCGUUUUGUUCACUAGAAAUCCAAGCACUGGGGAAAAGAAGCUCUAUGGAGAGUUCCUAGUCAAUGCUCAGGGAGAGGAUGUAGUUGCCGGAAUCAGAACACCGGAAGACUUGGAAACAAUGAAAAGUUGCAUGCCUGAAGCUUACAAAGAACUCGUUGAGAAUUGUGAAAUUCUGGAACGACAUUAUAAAGAUAUGAUGGAUAUUGAGUUUACUGUUCAAGAAAAUAGGUUAUGGAUGUUGCAAUGCCGAUCUGGCAAGCGCACUGGUAAAGGUGCAUUUAAGAUUGCUGUAGACAUGGUUAAUGAAGGGCUUGUUGAUACUCAUGCUGCAAUUAAGAUGGUGGAGCCACAACACUUGGACCAACUCCUUCAUCCACAGUUUGAAGAUCCAUCUGCUUAUAAAGACAAAGUGGUUGCCAAGGGCUUACCUGCCUCUCCUGGCGCAGCAGUGGGGCAGAUUGUGUUCAGUGCUGAUGAUGCUGAAGCAUGGCAUGCACAGGGAAAGAGUGUGAUCCUGGUAAGGACAGAAACCAGUCCAGAGGAUGUGGGGGGUAUGCACGCAGCUGCUGGGAUUUUGACAGCUAGAGGUGGCAUGACAUCUCAUGCAGCUGUUGUGGCACGUGGGUGGGGAAAGUGUUGCAUUUCUGGCUGUGCGGAUAUUCAUGUGAAUGAUUCUGAGAAGGUUCUUGUGGUUGGGGACGUGGUGACUAAAGAAGGAGACUGGCUUUCACUCAAUGGUUCCACUGGUGAAGUGAUUCUAGGAAAACAACCACUCUCUCCUCCAGCACUAAGUGGUGAUCUGGAAACCUUUAUGUCUUGGGCUGAUGAUAUUAGGCGUAUCAAGGUCAUGGCAAAUGCUGACACACCUGAAGAUGCACAAACAGCAAGAAACAAUGGUGCUCAAGGGAUUGGCCUUUGCAGGACAGAACACAUGUUCUUUGCUUCAGAUGAGAGGAUCAGGGCUGUCAGAAAGAUGAUAAUGGCAGUAACACCUGAACAGCGAAAAGCAGCCCUAGACCUGUUACUUCCUUACCAAAGAUCCGACUUUGAGGGAAUUUUCCGUGCAAUGGAUGGCCUUCCAGUAACAAUCCGUUUGUUGGACCCUCCACUACAUGAAUUUCUUCCUGAGGGCGAACUGGAAUUUAUAGUGAGUGAAUUAACUUUAGACACUGGCAUGGCUGAGGAUGAAGUUUUCUCAAGAAUUGAAAAAUUAUCUGAAGUUAAUCCCAUGCUUGGUUUUCGAGGAUGCAGGCUAGGGAUAUCAUACCCUGAGCUAACUGAGAUGCAGGCACGUGCAAUUUUUCAGGCUGCUGUCUCCAUGAGCAACCAUGGAGUCAAAGUUCUUCCUGAGAUAAUGGUGCCCCUUGUUGGAACACCUCAGGAACUGGGACAUCAGGUCAGUUUAAUACGAAGUGUUGCAAAGAAAGUCUUCUCUGAAAUGGAUACCUCCUUAAGCUAUAAGGUCGGAACUAUGAUUGAGAUCCCCAGAGCCGCCCUGGUUGCUGAUGAGAUUGCAAAGGAGGCAGAGUUCUUUUCCUUUGGAACCAAUGAUCUCACUCAAAUGACAUUUGGGUAUAGCCGUGACGAUGUUGGCAAAUUUCUUCCAAUUUACCUAUCUAAAGGCAUUCUGCAAAGUGAUCCAUUUGAGGUUCUUGAUCAGAAAGGUGUAGGUCAGCUCAUCAAGAUGGCCACAGAAAAGGGUCGUGCAGCGAGGCCAAGCUUGAAGGUUGGAAUAUGUGGGGAGCAUGGUGGGGAGCCUUCUUCUGUUGCAUUCUUUGCAGAGGCAGGACUGGACUAUGUUUCAUGUUCUCCAUUCAGGGUUCCCAUUGCAAGGCUAGCAGCAGCUCAGUUUGCCGUUUGAUUAUAACAAGAUUUUGAGAAAAGCAGCACUCCCAUUUCCAUCAUUCUGUAAAUAAAACUCUCUCCAUAUAUACAUAGAAUAACCUCUUUGAUGUCCUGUAAAUGAUUGACAUGGAGAAUUUGCAACCCUCAUAAGUUCCA